GCCAGGAGCCCGGGCACCUGGGUCUGCGAGGCGCGGGGCGCCCCGACUGCCUGCCUCCCCGCCAUCCGCGCGCCCCCAAGCUCAGCGGGCGAGGCCCCGGUCCUCCGCAGCAGCCGCCGCGCCAUGCUCCACCUUAGCGAGUUUUCUGGCCCCGACACGCUUCUGGUCAAGUCCGCCGACGAGGGCUGUUGCUCGGAAUCCAGCACCGAAUUGCCCCGGCUGCCCGUCAGGGACGCGGCCGCUGGCUACCCUGGAGGCGACUUCUUGAGCUGGGCUUUGAGCAGCUGCAGCGCCGGGGGGGAUUUAGCCGACUCCUGCUUCCUGGAGGGGCCUGCGCCCACACCCCCUCCCAGCCUCAGCUACAGCGGUAGCUUCUUCAUCCAGGCAGUGCCCGAACACCCGCACGACCCGGAGUCACUCUUCAACCUCAUGUCGGGCAUCCUGGGCCUGGCACCUUUCCCUGGCCCGGAGGUGGCAGCAUCC
Myotis lucifugus (little brown bat) is the source of this 483-nucleotide messenger RNA. It is a transcript of the gene EGR4, whose product is annotated as early growth response 4. The transcript has 2 exons. The annotation marks the transcript as partial. The record is from RefSeq and is a predicted model, not a curated record. Lineage: Eukaryota; Metazoa; Chordata; Mammalia; Chiroptera; Vespertilionidae.